Molecule: messenger RNA, 1402 nt
Organism: Durotheca rogersii
Lineage: Eukaryota; Fungi; Ascomycota; Sordariomycetes; Xylariales; Xylariaceae
Product: Ctr copper transporter family-domain-containing protein
Exons: 4
Coding region: 237-908 (223 amino acids)
Biological process (GO): copper ion transmembrane transport
Cellular component (GO): membrane
Molecular function (GO): copper ion transmembrane transporter activity
Source: RefSeq, a predicted model, not a curated record
GGGCUCUCGUCUUCUUAGGUCCUCCUGCCUGCUGCCUUUCUCGCGGAAACAGAAAAUCUACUCAGGCGAGAUUCCGAUUCACCUAGGAUGCCCUUCUUCUCGUCAUCCUUCUUCCCCAUCUUUUAGCAUCCCUGCUCCGACGCUUUCUAGGGAAGCACUCCCAGCUACAAGGUCGGAUUUCCCACCUGACUCGUGUUCGGCCAGCCGAAGUCGCCCAAAGGUACUCGUGAUUCGGGAUGGAGAGCAUGAGAGAUAUGGCGAUGUCGACAUCGACAGCCACAGGAACAUCUGCGGCUGCCGCGACCGGCACGGCCAUGAAUAUGGGUGGCGGUAGCAUGAACGUGGAUAUAGAAGGCGACAGCUGCAAGGUUUCUAUGCUCUGGAAUUGGGACACCGUCGACGCGUGCUUCAUAUCGUCUACUUGGCACAUCCGGAGCGGAGGCAUGUUUGCCGGAUCGUGUAUCGGCGUCAUCCUCCUGGCCGUGCUUUUCGAGGCGCUACGGCGGACUGCCGAGGAAUACGAUAGCUACCUGGCCAACAGGAUCGCACGGCAAGGCAGCCUCGUCGCCGCCUCCGCGAUUAAGAGCGGUUCGAAUUCUCCCGAUCCUAACCCCGGUUCUGGUGCGGGCCCGCGACCGUCUUCCUCGGCGGCUCCUAUCGUAGAUGUGUCAGUUGCGAGUUCUAAGUACACACCCAAAAUACACGAGCAAGCCAUUCGAGCGUUCCUGUAUACGGCUCAGUUUGUGGUAGCAUACUUCCUGAUGAUGCUUUCUAUGUAUUACAAUGGCUUCAUUAUCAUUUGCAUCUUUGUGGGCGCGUACAUCGGCAGCUUCGUCUUCCGAUGGGAAAAGCUGGACGCUCGGCAGAAUACGAGUGCUGCAAAUGAAGCUACCGCUUGCUGCGGCUAGUCCAGACAUCUGCCACCAGGCAUCGAGACAUUGAUGACAGGCAAAAGGGUAAUAAUGGCUGGCAGCUAAUGUACCUACCUAGGCUGCGGAGACACUGGUUCAUGGCAAAGGACGAUAUAAGUAACGCUGGCCUGGUAGCGAAAGAGGAGACCCGGCGUCGCGGUGUGAGAAGACAUCCGCUAAUUCUGUGUGCAACAGUGCUCAUUCCCAAUAGGUAAAAUAGAAGAGCAGAAUUAUCUCCUUGAGAACCCUGGCGCACCGUGGGUGGGAUCCGGGGUGACCUGAGCAUUCACGACGAGGCGUUUUUGACUCGUAGACUAGCGAAGGGUCGUCGAUUUCUAAGGGGAGUAAACAUCCCUAGAGAUGUGGGAAUUGACGCCUGUGGUGAGGUCAGAUGCGACGGGUGAUAAAUAGGGGUGAAAAGGGGGAAUUCCUAGGGUGUCUGAUUAGGUAAACAAAGCUUUGUGGUGGGUCCAAUUGCCGGGUGUGCUUAC